Caenorhabditis briggsae is the source of this 789-nucleotide messenger RNA. The transcript is spliced from 3 exons. NCBI's taxonomy places the organism in Eukaryota, Metazoa, Nematoda, Chromadorea, Rhabditida, Rhabditidae. The coding region runs from base 1 to 789 and encodes 262 amino acids. The record is from RefSeq and is a predicted model, not a curated record.
AUGGUACAAAGAGUGGUGGUUUCCAAACUAUUGAAUUCUUCACGACCUCUUGUUUUCGGAAUGAUCCAUGUCCCGGCACUUCCAGGAACUCCAUCAAACACUCUUCCAAUGUCUGCUAUUCUGAAGAAGGUUCGAAAAGAAGCGGAUGUGUAUUUCAAGAAUGGAGUGGAUGGAGUUAUUGUGGAGAAUAUGCACGAUGUUCCAUAUGUUAAACCACCUGCAAAUCCAGAAAUUGUCAGUGCAAUGUCAUUGGCUUCCGAUCAACUUGUGAAAUCUAGAGAUGCUCAUCAUCCGGGAGCACUAACCGGUAUUCAAAUUCUCGCAGCAGCCAAUCGAGAAGCAAUAGGAGUUGCCUAUACAACUGGACUCGAUUUCAUCAGAGCAGAAGGAUUCGUAUAUUCCCACGUGGCUGACGAAGGAUGGAUUGAUGGAUGUGCCGGAGGUCUUCUAAGAUACAGAUCUUCUUUGAAGGCUGAUCAUGUGGCAGUUUUCACGGAUAUCAAGAAGAAGCAUAGUGCGCAUUCUAUUACUGCAGAUGUAUCAAUUCAAGAAAUGGCAAAAGAUGCGAAAUUUAACUGCGCUGAUGGAGUAAUUGUGACUGGAAGUUCCACUGGAAGUGCUGCAAUGUUGAUUGGAAGUGGAAUCAAUGGGAAGAAUGCAAGAGAUUUUGUCAAAGCUCAUGGAUUUAUUGUUGGAUCGGAUUUCAAGAUUGGAGGAGAUUGGAAGAACGAACUGGAAGCAUCAAGGAUCACGAAGUUUAUGAGACAUGUUAAUUCACUGAAGCGGUAG